AUAACGUCAAACUAAUGUCAAACUUAGCUUAGCAAAUGCGUGAGUUGGGGUCAGGAAAUUAUAUUUUUUUUAUACAAAACAAAACAUAUUUUCCUUUACGUUACGAAAAACAAAAAUAUAUUUUAUACAGUGAAAAAAUUAUCUACAAAUGAGUAGUUUCACGACCCUCCGGCUGAACGAGGAUGAGCUGACAUCUCCAUCGUCCGACGAGAAGAUGGACACGGGCUCGGAGUCGUUCCGCUCGCAGGACACGCCCAGCUCCGUGCUCUCCGACUUCGAGGACCGCGACCCGGAGCACGGCGUGCUGCGGCUACAGAACCCCGACCAGCCCGCCACCGACAAACUGAACUUCAACGAUAGUCUCAUUACGAAAAUGUCCAAUCUGAAGAUUGAUUCUCCGAAAACAGAGGGCAGGCCGCGGAAUCUGGGCAUCAGUCCGCCGCGGUUCAGUUCUACGCUCACCCUGACCACCAACCACCCGCUGAUGGGCCUCGGCAGUCCUGACGAAAACUUCCCUGACGUCAUCCCGAAGAAGCUGCACAAGAUCGAGGAUGAGAAGGACCUCAGCCUGUCCAGCAUUGAGGAUGAACGACACAACUCCACCGGCUUCUACAGCCCUCAGAGGAACACUUCGAAAAAUAAUUUAUAUUUCACGGAGAACUUCGUGACUGCCGAGAGCCAUAUAUUAAACGACAGUCUUGAUGCCAUCCCUCCUGAUGUCGCGAGGGUCGACAAGGUGGAGAGGAGGAAGAUCGCCGCUAAGUUUAACGAGUCGAAAGCGCUCACUCCACUUAACGUCGGAGGGAGAAAUGAUAGUGCCAUAGGGAACUGCCUGGAUGCGAGAAUAACUAGUCAGAGCACGCCGAAGUGUCACAGCCAGCCCGUGGACGUGACGCGCGAAGAGUAUCACACUGGGGUGGCGGAGUGGUGCGAGUCGCCGUCGCAUCUGCGCUCGAUGCCCAACUUUCAGCUGCCCAUCGAGAUGUCGACCAGUAUACAGAUCAAUAACGACUUAGAAUCUCCCGACGCGAUAUCGGCAUCCACUCCCGAGGAGCGGUCCGCGUACCAGGCGCUGCUGGACCCGUACACGGGCAACGUGGCGCUCCGACACACCGCCUCGCGCAGCCCCAACACACAGAGGAGGAAGAUACAACUCCCGCCAGACGACGACCGCUGCAGCCUGGACAGCGUAAGCGCGUGCUCUAUGGAGUCAGAGGAGGAGCCCCCGGAGCCACCGCAGCCGCCGGGGCUGCGUGCGGAGCCCCCGCAGGAGUCCCCGCGCCCGCCCCGCCAUCACGAACCGACCCUCAGCGACGAUGAGGAUACUAAGAGAUCGAUAUCGACGAACACGAUGAGUUCGUGCAGCGAGCCCAUCCCGGAGUACUCGGCGGCGGAGGAGCUCAGCAACGAGCGCGCCUGGGUGUCCGUGUCGCGCGGCAACACGCGCGCCACCUGCGACAUGAAGGUGAUCGAGCCGUACAAGCGGGUGUUGUCGCACGGCGGGUACGACGCGCGCGGCGCCGCGCUGAUCGUGUUCAGCGCCUGCCACCUGCCCGACAACAAGCGGCCCGACUACACAUACGUCAUGGACAACCUCUUCCUAUACGUGAUCUGGACGCUGGAGCGGCUGGUGACGGACGAGUACGUGCUGGUGUACUUGCACGGCAGCGCCGGCCGCCGCCGCCUGCCCACCUUCCACUGGCUGCACGAGUGCUACAAGCUCAUCGACAGGAGGUUACGCAAAAGUCUGAAGCAUUUGUACCUGGUGCAUCCAACUUUCUGGCUGAAGUCCUUCGUCAUACUCACCAAGCCGUUCGUCAGCUCGAAAUUCUUCCGCAAGUUGAGUUACGUGCGCAGCCUGGCCGAGCUGGCGGCGCUGGUCCCGGUCGAGCCCAACGCCAUCCCCGACCAGGUCAAACAGUACGACGCCACCCGCACGCACUAACCGACACAACGACAACUCGUAAUUCCACGGUGGAAAGGCGAAUUGAAUAACAAAAUACCUUAAGCGACAUUUUGUUUUUUAAAAAGGUAAACUGUAUUCGAAAAACACAGAAAAAUGAGUACAUUCCAAAUAUAUAUAUAUAACCUUAAUAUAUAAUAUGGCGCAUAAAAUGUCGCUUAGCCUUUCAACUGGGAAAUUAUACAGUAUCCUUGUACUAUUUAUACUCAAAGCGCCAAAUAUAGUCAAACCCGAAUUAAUGUAUACGUUAACAAGAUGUCCUAUAGUUACUUUGUAAUACAUAACUGGUCUUUUUCGCAUAUACUUUCAUUUGGGUCUGAUUGUACGUCUUCAAGCGCCAUGUACGCAUAGUACAGGCCGGCAUAAUUCUGCCGACUGAUACGAGUUGGUCUGAUUAUGCUAUCAGGUACAAUAUGUCAAAACUGAAUUAACGAAUUUGCGUAUUACACGCUUAUUAUGCGAACUAGUUUCGUUUGGACUUGCCUUUUAUCACGAUUAUAGAUUUGUUUGUUGGUGUAACGUUGAAUUUAAUAGAAAAAGAAAAUGUUACGGAUUUUUUCGAUUUAAAAUUGAUUACCAGUGAUGAUAUUCUUAGAAAAUGUAUUUUUUAUUUUAUUUGAAAAGUUUUUUUAUUUUUUUAUAUUCGUAACAUUUGUAGAAAAGAUAUAAAUAUCAUAACGCGUAUAUACCCCGCUACCUGAAUCUAUUUUGUGAUAAUUUUGAUUCCAAAAAAAAUAUAAAAAAUAUCAAUUUGUUAAGCAAAAUUUAUCGAAAUGUUAUUUUUUUGUAGGAAAAAAUACCACAACAUUCCAUAUCCUGUAUUUUUGUCACGUUACAAAUUAUUUGAAAACACGAAAUAUAAGCGAAAUUGCGUUCUUGCUGGAGUUUUUAAAGUUCAAUAGAUAUUCGCUAGACCAAGUAAAAAUAUUUAUUGUCAAUAAUAAAAAAAUACGAAUUUUGCCGGAAAUUCAUAAUAUGACCCUCCAUUCGACUCUAUCGCAACAUGUAACAACAAUAAAGUCUUCUAAGGGUACAAUAAUUUCGACUCCGUCUGCCCUUUCAUGUAUGUAUAGUGGAUUGUGUCAUUUGUAUAUUCUUCUUCGAGAGUUUUUAACGUAUGAGAUAUAGGGACCACGUUACAAACAUCACACUAAUGAUUCAAUGUUAAUACUAUUUCAAAUCCAGAUUCUAUAACAAUUUUCUAAGCUCAACAAAAUGUCUACAUCUUUAUUUCUCAUGCAUGCCGCUAUUUUUAAGUAGAUAUUUCUAUUUCGUCUCCAGCUAUAAGUAAGACUAAGUAAAGGACGUAAAUAUGUAUUUCUUAAAACCCUAAAGGAACGCAAUUUUGUUUUUGAACAGCAAAUGUCCUGUGAUAAUAUAAAUGAGCAAUAUUAACGGACACUAAUUAUAUAUAGAUAAAUAUAUUCGUUUGUUUUGUAGAUAAAUGUUGUGCUUUACGUCUCCCAGAAAGUAGGGGAGACUGGACAUAGAUGGUGUAUCUGUUUUCACCCG
Messenger RNA from Manduca sexta (tobacco hornworm), 3475 nucleotides. RefSeq names its product protein prune homolog 2-like. NCBI's taxonomy places the organism in Eukaryota, Metazoa, Arthropoda, Insecta, Lepidoptera, Sphingidae. Bases 149 to 1945 code for a protein of 598 amino acids. The record is from RefSeq and is a predicted model, not a curated record. Gene Ontology annotation, cellular component: cytoplasm. The transcript is spliced from 10 exons.